CGACGCCAUUUUUCGUUUCACUUCCAUUUUAGCUUUUGCAUCGUAUCGUCUUUUUCGUGGUUUAGCUGUGAAUAAGAAUUAUAAAUUUAAAAAGAUUAUAAGCUAUUAUUUUUUCGUUAUUAUCAAUUGAGAAUAGAUUCUCAUAAUGAGUGAUAGAGAGGUAAGAAUUAAAACCGACUUUUCCCCGCGACGCGAUGAUUCGCCCAGAGACCGCAAGGAGAAGAGCUACUCAAGGAGUCCAAGUCGAGGUAGAAAGUCGCAUAAGUAUGAUAGAGACCAUCGACGUGAUGACCGGGACAGAGACUACAGUUCUAGGCGUGAUAGGUCGCGCAGUAGAUCGCGCUCAGACAAACGUCGCAAGUCCUCGAGACAUUCGCGCAGCCAAUCACGCUCGCCCGGAUACGGGCGCUCUCACUCUCACAGUCCUAUGUCUAGUCGCAGGCGCCACAUGGGCACGCGCGACAAUCCCAAUCCGAACACCUGUCUAGGCAUCUUCGGGCUCAGCGUCUACACCAACGAGGACGAACUGUACCACAUUUUCAGCAAGUACGGUCCAGUCGAACGAGUUCAAGUCGUCAUCGAUGCCAAGACUGGCAGAUCUAGAGGAUUUGCCUUUGUGUACUUUGAAAAAACAGAGGACGCCAAAGUAGCCAAGGAGGAAUGCUGCGGUAUGAAAAUUAAUGAUAAAAAUAUCAGAGUAGAUUUUUCGAUUACUGAGAGAGCACAUACUCCCACUCCAGGCAUAUACAUGGGAAAACCUACUUACAAGUACAGUGAUAGAUACGGCGACAAAUACAGAGACAGACGUCGUGACAGAGAUUCCUAUUAUCGGAGCUCUACCAGAUACCGUCGUUCACCUUCUCCUUACUACAGCAGCAAAAGUCGACGAAGAUAUUCCAGAUCGCGAAGCUAUUCUCCACGUCGUUAAUAGCUUUGGAGCUGGUCAGUGAUUUUGGAUGCUUCAAGGCUCAGUAACUUGAGCCAUACCUGCAUUAAAAUUUUAUUUUACUUAGAAAUAUAUACAUUAGUUUGGGUUUAAUUUUUUUUCAAAAUUCACUCGAAAGCGUCGUUAUAAAUGAUUGACUUCAGGCACAGAUUGCUCUUUUUGAAUGUCCACCAAAUAUUUCCAAGAGUUGAUGCUAAUAUUACAUUUCAUAUAUGAUUUUUAAGAUUACCAGAAUCUUACAAUUUUGAAUAUUACAACUUCCAUAUAUUUAUUGUAGGAAAACGUUUCGCGUAGAUAUUUCCUCUAGUGAUGUAUUAAAUGUAACUUUAGCAGCUCUUGCAGUUUAAUCUAGACUUAGUUGUUUUACAUUUUGUCCGCUCUUAUAAAUGUGAAAUAGAUUUUAAGAUUAUAAAUAAAAUAAUCAAUUUUGACUAAUCUCGCUUUUCUGUGUUUUUAAAAAGGGUUGAGAACAGGAACUUUUGGAUGAAAUUGAAGUUUAUUGAGAAAUGAAUGAAAAUAAAAAUAUCAAACGUUGCGAAGCAUUAUCGCUACUAUGAAAAAAAUUGAAUGAAUGAAAACAAGAAACUGUAUUGAAACAAGAGUUUCCAUUUGAAGAAUGAAAUCUAUCUCGGUCGAAAAAAAUAUUUCUAUGAAAAAACAAGUUUGUUUAUGGCUGCAAAAUAUCUUCGUUAUCUUCUGUCAGUCACCUACUCCAUGUCCAACAUCAUGCCCAUUGAAACUUCCUGUCCACAAUCCUUGCCUAUUGAAAAUAUUUCUUUAGGCUUUCCCUUCAUUGCAAAUAAACUUCUUUUUCAAUCUAUAAAUUUAACUAUGUUUAUGUUUUACUAUUUGGUGAGUAUAAGAACAAGUAAGAAUCACAUUGUAACUUAUUAAAUUAGGUUGAAAUAUAUGUAACUUAUGAAAUGUA
Messenger RNA from Sitophilus oryzae (rice weevil), 1874 nucleotides. Its product is annotated as transformer-2 protein homolog beta. Lineage: Eukaryota; Metazoa; Arthropoda; Insecta; Coleoptera; Curculionidae. Gene Ontology annotation, cellular component: spliceosomal complex. Bases 146 to 928 code for a protein of 260 amino acids. The record is from RefSeq and is a predicted model, not a curated record. Gene Ontology annotation, biological process: positive regulation of mRNA splicing, via spliceosome. Gene Ontology annotation, molecular function: RNA binding. The transcript is spliced from 8 exons.